ACCAGAUUGGCCAUGCAUCUGCUAUCCCAACCGAAGGCACACGUUUUCUCAUCUUUUACCACGACGUCCGCUUGUCUUCACUCAGUCACCAGCUUUCGCGAAACUAUGUCUUCGGACCAAGCUCCCCGCAAUUGAUACCUUGGCGACUAAGGACAUUUCGUCCUCCGAAAUCGAACCUACUCUGACAUCCGACGACAUACCCUUUCGCUUGGGCGCAUGCCUCCUUUUCGCUUCGUACACUGACAGAUGAUCGGCGCUGGGCCUUCUGCAAUUACUCCAAGGUCGUGACCGAGGUAUUACUGCCUCGCCAUACGCAGACAUGCAGUGGCCGUGGCAUAAAAGGAAGGACUCCGACGAUGGUGAAGCUUUGUUGCCUCUGGCGGCCAAGAUGCCGAGCAUCAACGGGUUGACCAUGGAACCUCUGGAGACGGAAUCAUCGCGGUCCAGGCCAGGCCACAUUCGAACUACAUCGGCGCAGUCAAGGAGCACCGCCGACGAAUUCUCCUCAAUGAGUUCCACCGAAGCCGCCAGCCGCCUUCAAACGUCCCUAACCCACGGUCUAUCGCCGACCGAAGCCUUAACCCGACUGAGCGACUACGGUCCGAACGAGAUUCCUCACGAACCCCCGGAACCACUGUGGCUUCGUUUCAUCAAACAAUUUCAGGAGCCGCUUAUCUUGCUGUUGCUCGUGUCGGCCGGAGCAUCCUUAUUUUUGGGCAACAUGGAUGAUGCAGUCAGCAUUACGGUCGCCGUGACAAUCGUGGUCUCGGUCGGCUUCGUGCAAGAAUACCGUUCAGAGAAGUCGAUAGAGGCUCUUAGCCAUUUGGUUCCGGCCCACGCCCAUCUGGUCCGCUCGGCUAUCAGCAAGACACCCGGCAGCGCCAAAACUCCCACUUGGCCGCCACAGGGGCCCAUGGAUGGUACAGAGUCUGUUGGAUCUACUACGCCUGGGGAGGAAAUGCUGGAAGCAACCUCAUCAAAGGUCAUGGCCUCGCAACUUGUGCCAGGAGAUUUGGUUUACUUCACCACGGGCGAUCGUAUUCCGGCGGAUAUUCGGGUCACCAAGGCAGCAGAUCUCACGAUUGACGAGUCAAACCUCACAGGAGAAAACGAGCCGGUGCGAAUCACUGCAGAGACGAGAGCGCGAAGUCUCUUGUCCCCGGCUUACGGCGCAGACACGCUUCAGCUCCCGAGCCCAUCCGCCUUGUCCGACAACCGUGAUGCAGGUGGGAGUGGCGAGAACAAUAUUGCCUGGAUGGGCACGCUAGUGAGGUCCGGUCACGGCCAAGGCAUUGUCUUUGCAACGGGUGGGCAAACCAACUUCGGAACAAUUGCGACUAGUGUGUCUGGAACAGAGAGUCCUCGUUCACCACUUCAACUCUCCAUGGACGAUCUAGGCUCUCAGCUCAGCAAAGCUUCAUUCGUGGUCAUUGGCCUCAUUUCUCUGGUCGGCUGGCUUCAGGGAAAGAAGUUGUUGGAAAUCUUCACUAUUUCGAUUUCGCUUGCUGUUGCAGCUAUUCCGGAAGGUUUGCCUAUCAUCGUGACUGUCACCCUGGCCCUUGGUGUUCAUAGGAUGGCUCGCCAUAACGCUAUCGUGCGCAGAAUGCCCAAGGUAGAGACUUUGGGUUCAGUCAAUGUCGUUUGUACCGACAAGACAGGUACUCUUACUAUGAACCACAUGACAACCGCCAAAAUGUGGUAUUUUGGUGCUAACGACGCCAUUGAUGUUGAGUCCGAUGAUGAGGCAACGGAAACAAAGCCUGAUCCUGCAACUUUACGUAUUCUACGGAUUGGUAACAUUGCGAACAAUGGCCGCUUGGCGCAGCAAUACACUGAAAACGGUGCUGCUGCGAGAGCUGUGCUAUCGUCAACUCAAGGGGCAGACUUCACUUCAACUUACACUCGCUGGUGUGGCCAACCUACGGAUGUUGCUAUGCUCGACUUGCUUGACAGAUUCAAGGAGCAUGACGUUCGCGAGUCUAUCGGGCCGCGUCUGACGGAGACCCCCUUCAGCUCUGAGCGCAAAUGGAUGGGCGUUACCAUUGGAACUAACGAUAAGGAGUUUGCCUACAUGAAAGGCUCCAUCGACCGAAUUCUCGAAGCGUGUGACACCUAUCUUACUCGCGAUGGGCGAGAGAUCGUUCUCGACUCUACGCGUCGUGAGGAAGCUUUGCAAGCUGCCGAGACUAUGGCGUCAAAGGGCCUCCGCGUACUUGCAUUCGCCAGCGGCGCGGUUUCUAGAUCUAGGGGCAGAGCGGCACUUGCGCCGACCAGUCGUACCAAUACCCCCCAACCUGUCGACGAAACCUACAGGGGCCUGACGUUUGCUGGCCUAGUCGGCAUGAGCGACCCGCCCAGGCCAGGAGUUGGCAAGUCAAUUAGGAGACUUCUGCGCGGAGGUGUCAGAGUCGUUAUGAUAACAGGAGAUGCUGAGACGACCGCUGUGGCGAUUGGCAGGCAGCUUGGCAUGCCGAUUGCAAAGCCCAUCGAAUACGCCUCCAAUCAGGCUGCAGUUCGGCCAGUCUUGAGGGGAGAGGAUGUUGAUAAUAUGUCAGAAGAGGAGCUCUCCCAUGCCAUUCAGCACACCACCAUCUUUGCUCGCACGAACCCAGACCAUAAGCUCAAAAUUAUUCGGGCUUUCCAGGCCAGGGGUGAUAUCGUCGCCAUGACUGGAGACGGCGUCAAUGACGCGCCAGCACUGAAAAGAGCAGAUAUCGGCAUCUCGAUGGGCUUACACGGGACUGAUGUGGCCAAGGAGGCUGCCGAUAUGAUUCUGACGGAUGACGAUUUCUCAACGAUCCUUCGAGCGAUCGAAGAGGGCAAGGGAAUCUUCAACAAUAUCCAGAACUUUUUGACAUUCCAGCUGAGUACAAGCGCAGCUGGCUUGUCUCUGGUACUUAUCUGCACAAUUCUUGGAUUCAAAUCGCCGCUGAAUGCUAUGCAAAUCCUCUGGAUCAACAUCAUCAUGGAUGGGCCACCAGCUCAGUCUCUUGGCGUAGAAUCAGUUGACGCCGAUGUAAUGAAUCGGCCUCCUCGGAAGCGGAAUGAUGCAGUCCUCACGAAGGCUCUCCUCUACAGGGUCAUGACCUCGGCAUUCAUCAUUAUGGCGGGCACAAUGCUCGUAUAUAGGCGUGAGAUGCUUGCCGAUGGCGAGGUUAAUCGCCGCGAUACAACCAUGACGUUUACUUGCUUUGUACUAUUCGACAUGUUCAACGCAAUGGCCUGCCGAUCUGAAUCAAAGUCGGUUUUGCGAGGCGAGGUUGGGCUCUUUUCAAACACCUUGUUUAAUUGGGCCGUCUCUCUCAGCAUUGCGGGUCAGUUGCUUGUCAUUUACUUCCCUUGGCUCCAGGAGGUUUUCCAAACGGAGGCAUUGGGCUUGUUCGAUCUGUUGGGGCUUUUGGUGCUUUGCAGCACGGUGUUUUGGGCGGAUGAGUUUAGAAAAUACUGGAAGUAUGCCAGACGGCGCAUGGGAGGCGGUUACAGUCAGGCAGUGUAGAACAAGACGCGGAAGCAUCACUCAUGUGAAGGUACGGGGGAAUCGUACCAGUCAACGGCCUUAGCAUAUGUGUAAAACUCUGAAUACGGUAAAUAAUUUUAACGGCCUUUUCAAAAUUCAAUUGCAAACUC
Messenger RNA from Colletotrichum godetiae, 3627 nucleotides. Its product is annotated as calcium-transporting P-type ATPase. Gene Ontology annotation, molecular function: ATP binding; P-type calcium transporter activity; ATP hydrolysis activity. The transcript is spliced from 4 exons. Lineage: Eukaryota; Fungi; Ascomycota; Sordariomycetes; Glomerellales; Glomerellaceae. The coding region runs from base 320 to 3496 and encodes 1058 amino acids. Gene Ontology annotation, cellular component: plasma membrane; endoplasmic reticulum; Golgi membrane. The record is from RefSeq and is a predicted model, not a curated record. Gene Ontology annotation, biological process: intracellular calcium ion homeostasis; calcium ion transmembrane transport; manganese ion transport.